AUGGACGUCAAGAACGCCUUUCUUCAAGGUGAGCUUGAAGAAGAAGUCUACAUGACUCCCCCACCGGGUCUUGAGGACAUCGUCACUCCAGGCCGCGUCUUACGUCUCCACAAAGCCAUCUAUGGCCUCAAGCAGCUCCACGGGCUUGGUACCACAAACUCACCUCUGUUCUCAAAGCUAGUGGCUUCAAGCUUCUUAGGCAUUGAAAUUUGCCGCUCUCCGGAGGGGCUCUUUCUUUCACAAAGGAAGUAUACCCUUGAUCUCUUGGCUGAAACAGGAAAGCUCGGUGCCAAACCUGCGCGCACUCAACUUGAUGAGGACUACCAGCUCAAGCGAAAGGGGGAGAGUCUUAGGGCCAGAGAGGGCAAACCGCGUGAACCCAUGGAUGAGCCAUAUGAAGAUGUCACUCGAUAUCGACGCCUUGUAGGUAAGCUGAUAUACCUCACUAUCACACGACCUGACAUAUGUUAUGCUGUGAAUCAGGUGAGCCAACAUAUGAAGGCCCCAACCAAGUACCAAUGGAGCAUGGUGGAAAGGAUCCUAAGCUAUCUUAAGGGUAGCCCGGGCCAAGGCAUAUGGAUGGGCAAGAAUGAAAACACUGAGAUUGUGGGCUAUUGUGAUGCUGACUAUGCUGGAGAUACCUUGGAUAGGAGGUCAACCACGGGGUACUGCACAUUCGUAGGAGGGAACCUAGUUACAUGGAAAUCAAAGAAGCAAAAAGUUGUCUCUUGUUCGAGUGCCGAAGCCGAGUAUCGAGCAAUGAGGAAGCUAACCAAUGAGCUGAUUUGGUUGAAGGGACUUCUUAAGGAUCUUGGCAUUGAAUCAGAGAAACCAAUCACCAUGCACUGUGACAAUGAAGCUGCAAUCCAUAUAGCUACCAACUCAGUCUUUCAUGAGAGAACCAAACACAUUGAAACCGAUUGCCACAAG
Camelina sativa (false flax) is the source of this 930-nucleotide messenger RNA. The record is from RefSeq and is a predicted model, not a curated record. NCBI's taxonomy places the organism in Eukaryota, Viridiplantae, Streptophyta, Magnoliopsida, Brassicales, Brassicaceae.